AGAUCAGGGGCGUUCGCAUACAUAUUGUGGAAAGCAGAGGGUGAGUUUUUGAAUCGUCUUUCCUUUAUUAAAUUAUCAUUAUACUUCCCAAACGUUGCUUCAAUUUCAAAUUAUUCAAAAUGGCUGAUCAGUUAAAACAGCUUAAAAAACAACGUAGCAUACUUAAAGCACAACUAACUAGACUCAAUAACUUUUUACUAGAGUUUAAUGGUGUUGAUCUUAAUCCAAUUCAUGUCCGAAAGGCCAAUUUGGAUAGAAUUUUUAACAGUUUCCAAAACGUUCAAUUAGAAAUCGAAUUGGCGGAAGAUACAGAUGUAGAUGAUAGUAUCGAAACAAUAGAGUUUGAGGAAAGAUAUUAUGAGUGCGCUGAAAAAAUCAGGAGAUUACUAAGUAGUUCCUCUAGGUCAUCAUGUUCAUUGUCAGACACAAAUAUAGCAUCAAGUUCAUUUCAGGAUCGCAAAGAUACUUCAUUAAUGUUACCCAAAAUUCAAUUGCCUACAUUUGACGGUGAUCUUACUCAAUGGCGAAGUUUUAGCGAUACAUUUAGAUCACUUGUCCAUGAAAACGAGAAUAUCAUUAAUGUUCAAAAAUUUCAUUAUUUGAAGGCUUCAUUACAAGGCGAAGCUGCGACGGUAAUCAAUACUUUAAACGCGUCGGCAGAAAAUUAUUUAGUCGCAUGGUCAAUGUUGGAAAAACGAUGUAAUCAACCACGUAAAAUUAUUCAAAGUCAUUUACGAGCAUUUUUAGAAUUAUCGCCAAUAAUUAAAGAAUCACCUUCAGCAAUACGAACUUUAAUUUUAUCAGCUGAAAUGCACGUAAAUGCGUUAAAAUCGCUAAAGGUACCUGUCGAACAUUGGAACGAAAUUCUUGUUUACAUCUUAUCAACAAAGUUAGACAAAAACACGCGUCGUAGUUGGGAUCGUUCACUAGAAGAUAGUUCUUUGCCUACUUUUGAGGAAUUAUUGCAAUUUCUAAAUAAAUUCUCCCGCGAAGAUGAUCUUUCUAACGAACCUGUUCAAUCUCGAAGCAAAUGUAAUGAAAUUCGCGAAAAAAUAGGCACAAAACAUAAGCACGCUUACGUCGGCACACAAUCAGGUAAAUCAUGUUCGGUAUGUAAAGGUGAUCACAACAUAUAUCAAUGUAACAAAUUUAAAGGGCUUUCAGUUAUCGAAAGGUCAGAAGCAGUAAAACGGGCAAAUUUGUGUUAUAAUUGUUUGCGAACAGGACACGUAGUAAAUCGUUGUUUAUCUCGUGGUUGCCAAAUCUGCAAUAGGCGACACAAUACUCUUUUGCAUCAGCAAAGUUCAUCAGACAAAUUAAAUCAGGUUGUUGAAGGUUCAAAAAACGGUUCCUCUACAGAAGUGGCUCCAGUAACGCUAAACACGAGCACUUCAUCUGAAGUUUUGUUAUCUACCGCUCGUAUCUACAUUUUUGAUCAACAUAGCAAUAGGCGCGAAUGUAGGGUUUUGCUUGACUCAGCAUCUCAGUCUAAUUUUAUUACCGAAAGGUUGGCGAAUAUGUUACAAUUACAAAAACGUGUAAUUAAUAUGCCAGUUCUAGGGCUGAAUCAACAAAAUUUCUACAAGCCAUCGGAAAUAGAUGCCCUAAUCGGAGCUUAA
Molecule: messenger RNA, 1619 nt
Organism: Agrilus planipennis (emerald ash borer)
Lineage: Eukaryota; Metazoa; Arthropoda; Insecta; Coleoptera; Buprestidae
Exons: 2
Coding region: 120-1619 (499 amino acids)
Molecular function (GO): zinc ion binding; nucleic acid binding
Source: RefSeq, a predicted model, not a curated record